AUGGGGAACUCAAACAGUCUUCCAGGCCGCUCCUGCUUCUUGUCCGCUGUUGGAAACAACACUGAUCUCGUUGACUUUCGGGGUGAUAUCCUGUACGAAAUCCGCGGCUUGCCGUCAUACAAUCUUGCCUGUCCUGUCCUUCCAUCGGUGAUUACCUAUCCCAAGACGACGCAACAGGUUGCUGAGAUUGUACGUUGUGCUGCUGAGUCGAACUACAAGGUUCAAGCGUACAGUGGAGGCCACAGCUAUGGAAACUAUGGCCUCGGUGGAGUUGACGGCAACGUUGUCGUCGACCUGAAGAAUUUCCAACACUUCGACAUGGACCCGAACACUUACGUCGCUACUAUCGGUGCCGGUACACACUUGGGGGAUGUUCAGGACCGUCUGCUACACUCAGGGGGACGAGCGAUGGCUCACGGCUCCUGUCUUCAAGUCGGCGUUGGUGGUCACUUCACCAUCGGUGGUCUCGGCCUUAUGUCUCGGCAAUGGGGAACAUCCUUGGAUCACGUUGUGGAGGCGGAGGUAGUUCUGGCCAACUCCAGCGUCGUAACUGCAUCGGAUACCCAGAACCAAGAUGUGUUUUGGGCUGUGAAAGGCGCGGCUGCAAGCUUUGGAAUCGUCACUCAAUUCAAAGUUCGCACUCAUCCUCUUCCCAAAGCCGCUCUGCAGUACACGUACCUUUUCAGUCAGGGCGGCGUGCUUGAUAGAGUCAAACUCUUCCUCGACUGGCAGUCUCUCAUCGCGAAGCCAAAUAUCACUCGCAACUACUCCUCCCAGCUGACAAUCUUCCAGGAUGGUAUUCUGAUAUUAAGCAGCUUCUUUGGCACUGAAGAGGAGUUCCGGGACUUCCAACAAGAGAACAAUCUGCCGUUCCAGAGCAUGGGAAACGUGGCAUAUAUCACCAGCUGGCUGUCCUUGAUAGCACACACGGCUGAAGACUACCUGAUUCAGAUCUUCGGUAGCUUGCUUACAUCCUUCUAUUCCAAAUCAGUGUCCUUCACCGCUGACCAAUUGUUCGACGAACACGCUCUGGUCGCCUUGUUCACAUACCUCGACUCGGCACCCAAGGGCACCGAGGCAUGGUGGAUCAUCUUCAACUUGGAGGCUGGAGCCACUAACGACGUUCCCAUAGACGCGACCGCCUAUGUUCACCGCGACGCGGUGAUGUGGAUGCAGUCCUAUGCCGUCGUCGGAUUUGAGCCCCCGAGCUACAUCGCCAAGCGCUUCCUCAACCGUCUUCACGAUGUUAUUCUCGGUAAUCGGCCUCCGGGCCCCCUGCGCUCUUAUCCUGGGUAUGUGGACCCGUUCAUGAAAAAUGGACAGAUGGCGUACUGGGGAACGAACCUGCCGCGCCUUCAGGAUAUCAAGACUCGGAUUGAUCCGAAAGACAUCUUCCACAAUCCACAGAGUGUUGCUGUGAACCCGGCGAAUAAAUCGACUGUGCGCCGUGAGCGGUGGACUCUUUGA
Penicillium brevicompactum is the source of this 1467-nucleotide messenger RNA. RefSeq names its product FAD-binding oxidoreductase. Bases 1 to 1467 code for a protein of 488 amino acids. Gene Ontology annotation, molecular function: FAD binding; oxidoreductase activity. NCBI's taxonomy places the organism in Eukaryota, Fungi, Ascomycota, Eurotiomycetes, Eurotiales, Aspergillaceae. The record is from RefSeq and is a predicted model, not a curated record. The transcript is spliced from 2 exons.